Molecule: messenger RNA, 1821 nt
Organism: Aspergillus heteromorphus CBS 117.55
Lineage: Eukaryota; Fungi; Ascomycota; Eurotiomycetes; Eurotiales; Aspergillaceae
Product: RING finger protein
Exons: 5
Coding region: 1-1821 (606 amino acids)
Biological process (GO): positive regulation of proteasomal ubiquitin-dependent protein catabolic process; ubiquitin-dependent protein catabolic process; protein polyubiquitination
Cellular component (GO): ubiquitin ligase complex; cytoplasm
Molecular function (GO): zinc ion binding; ubiquitin protein ligase activity; ubiquitin conjugating enzyme binding
Source: RefSeq, a predicted model, not a curated record
AUGUUGGAGCCUCCAGCAUCAGACGCCUUCACCACGCCUCCACUCACGAGGAAGAGGAAGGCGGCCGAGGCGACGCUUGUACAUAACGAAACAACAGCCGCCACCGAGGCUUCCGUCGCCCUCUCGCCCGCCGCCACCGGAACGCCCGCCUCGGGCAACUCCACCCGCAAGAAACUCAGGUCCGCAGAGCAGGAUCCCGGCACAGAUUCCACGUCAGGGAUCUCAGGGAGCUUCUCGGUUCCUGCGCGAACGAAGUCCACGGAUCUCAACACCCCGGUGUCCACCACCAUGGAGUCGGACGAGGAUUUCAUGAGCAUCGGCUCAAGCCCGGAUGACUUUCUGGAUACCCAAGGAAGUGAUGUUGAGAGUUUAGAUGACUUCGGAGACGAUUUCGAUGGCGGAUUCUCCAAAGACAAAGAUAUUAUCGCGACGAAACGGAAGCCCUACGAAGUCGAGUCCAGUGUUUUGAGCCCGGAGGAUAUCCGCCAACAACAGAAUGUACAGAUCAACGAGGUCUCGUCUAUUCUCAAACUGCCACCAGAGUCGUCGGCCAUCCUGUUGCGAUAUGGACGGUGGAACCGCGAGAAGUUGAUUGACUCAUACAUGGAUCACCCCGAGACGACCCUAGAGGAAGCGGGUCUGGGAGCCAAUACCCAAGUGAAUCCAAGGACCGAAAAAAUACCAGGAUUCGUGUGCGACAUUUGCUGUGAAGACGGGGACGACUUGGAGACGUACGCCAUGCGUUGUGGACAUCGUUUCUGCGUGGACUGCUAUCGACAUUACCUCCGGCAGAAGAUACGGGAGGAGGGAGAAGCCGCUCGGAUAGAAUGUCCGGGCGACACAUGUAAUAUUAUCGUGGACUCGAAAUCGUUAGGGCUGCUUGUGACGGAUGAUCUCAAGGAUAGAUAUAAUGCCCUUCUCAUGCGGACGUACGUCGAUGACAGGGACAACAUCAAAUGGUGUCCGGCCCCGAAUUGCGAGUACGCGGUCGAGUGUCCCGUGAAGCAGCGUGACCUCCGUCGCAUUGUGCCGACAGUGCAAUGCGACUGCAAGCACUAUUUCUGCUUUGGAUGUACGCUGAGUGACCACCAGCCGGCGCCUUGUGUGUUGGUGAAAAUGUGGCUGCAGAAGUGCGAGGACGACUCCGAGACGGCGAACUGGAUCUCGGCCAAUACCAAGGAGUGCCCCAGGUGCCACUCUACGAUCGAGAAGAACGGUGGAUGUAACCACAUGACGUGCCGCAAGUGCAAGCACGAGUUCUGCUGGAUGUGCAUGGGACUGUGGUCCGAACACGGCACCAGCUGGUAUAAUUGCAAUCGCUACGAAGAGAAAUCCGGUUCCGAGGCCCGGACCGAGCAGGCGAAAUCCCGGGCGUCGUUGGAGCGGUAUCUCCACUACUAUAACCGAUACGCCAACCACGAGCAAUCGGCCAAGCUCGACAAAGACCUAUACCUGAAGACCGAGAAGAAGAUGACCAGCCUGCAGUCCCAAUCCGGGCUUUCCUGGAUAGAAGUGCAGUUCCUCGACACGGCGUCCCAAGCGCUGCAGCAGUGUCGGCAGACGCUGAAGUGGACGUAUGCCUUUGCUUAUUACCUUGCACGCAACAAUCUCACGGAGAUUUUCGAGGACAACCAGAAGGAUCUGGAGAUGGCGGUGGAGAGUCUGAGUGAGAUGUUCGAGAAGCCCGUGCCGGAGCUAGCAAACUUGAAGGUCGACAUCCUGGACAAGACGGCCUACUGCAACAAACGACGGGUGAUCCUGUUGAGCGACACCGCAGAAAACCUGAAAAACGGGGAAUGGACCUUCAACGUGGAUUGGUAG